GAGAUGGCUCUAUUUGAUUGGAUAGCAGUUCUGCACGCAACCGUAGGUGAUCUCUAUCCCUUCGUCUUCGCCAGUUCUGUUGAGUCUUCUAUAAUUUUGCUCUCAAUUAACGUGCUCCUCCACUCCCUGGCAUUCUGAUUCUCUCCAUUUCUCUCUCAUGUUCCGACAUUCCGAUCAUUGAUUAUCUCCCUCGGGGGAUCAUAGGCAUUGGGUAUUUGAAGAACUUUUUAGUUGGAGGGCAUGGAAUCACCAGUUGGUGGUUCAAGAAACACAUCUGUGGUUAUUGUUACACUGGAAAAGGGUGAAAUAUAUAUUGUUGUGAGUUUGUCCACAAGGGCUGACACUCAGGUGAUUUACAUUGAUCCAACAACUGGGUUGCUUUGCCAUCAUGGGAAGUUUGGUUCAGAUGUUUUUAUGUAUGAAAAUGAUGCUUUAGAUUAUGUUACUAAUGGGUCACCGUGGCGCUGUAAGAGUAAAAUACAUGCCAGGGCAAUAUUGGGCUAUGCUGUCCUGGGAGGGUUUGGCUUGCUUCUUGUUGCAACAAAGUUAUCUGCCAGUAUCCGUAAUCUGCCUGGUGGAGGGUGUGUUUAUACUGUUAUGGAGAGCCAGUGGAUCAAAGUAACACUUCAAAAUCCUCAACCCCAGGGGAAGGGAGAAGUGAAAAAUGUUCAAGAGUUGACUGAGCUUGACAUUGAUGGAAAACACUAUUUUUGUGAGACAAGAGACAUUACUCGACCUUUUCCAAGUCAUAUGCCCUUGGACAAGCCUGAUGAUGAAUUUGUUUGGAAUGGAUUUCUUUCAAUGCCUUUUAAAAACAUUGGGCUGCCACAGCACUGUGUCAUUCUUCUGCAGGGGUUUGCAGAAUGUCGGAGUUUUGGCAGUUCAGGCCAGAUAGAAGGAAUGCUUGCUCUCACAGCUCGUCGAAGUAGGCUGCAUCCUGGUACUCGGUACUUGGCCAGGGGUUUAAAUUCAUGUUUUAGCACUGGGAAUGAAGCAGAGUGUGAGCAACUUGUAUGGAUUCCUAAAGGGGCUGGUCAGACCAUUCCUUUCAACACAUACAUUUGGCGACGGGGCACAAUACCAAUCUGGUGGGGUGCAGAGCUGAAGAUGACUGCUGCAGAAGCUGAAAUAUAUGUUGCAGACAGGGAUCCAUACAAGGGUAGCAUGCAGUACUAUCAAAGACUGAGUGAGCGAUAUGAUGCUCGUAAUUUUGAUGUUUCUAUUGGGGAAAAUCAGAAGAAAAGGGCUUUUGUUCCAAUCAUAUGCAUCAACUUGCUAAGAAAUGAAAAUGGGAAAUCUGAAUGCAUUUUAGUUCAGCAUUUUGGGGAAUCUUUGAAUUAUAUUCGUUCAACUGGGAAACUUCCUCAUACUCGAAUUCAUGUGAUUAAUUAUGACUGGCAUGCCAACAUAAAAUUGAAAGGUGAAUUGCUAACAAUUGAAGGAUUAUGGAAACUUCUAAAAGGACCGACAUUAACUGUAGGCAUUUCCGAAGGGGAUUAUUUGCCCUCGCGACAACGGCUUAAGGAUUGCAGAGGUGAAAUCAUCUACAGCAAUGACUGCAAUGGUGCCUUCUGCUUAAGAUCACAUCAACAUGGUGUAAUACGUUUUAAUUGUGCCGAUUCUUUGGAUCGAACAAAUGCUGCAAGCUACUUUGGUGCCCUCCAAGUUUUUGUUGAGCAGUGCAGACGGCUAGGGAUAUCACUUGAUAGUGAUCUGGCAUGUGGUUACCAGUCUGUUGAUUAUCAUGGAGGCUAUAUAGCUCCACUUCCACCUGGCUGGGAGAAACGAUCUGAUGCAGUAACAGGGAAAACAUAUUAUGUUGAUCACAAUACUAGGACCACAACAUGGGAUCAUCCAUGUCCAGAUAAACCAUGGAAGAGAUUUGACAUGACAUUUGAGGUCUUCAAGAACUCAACAAUUCUAUCUCCAGUAUCUCAGCUAGCAGAUCUUUUUCUGAUUGCUGGUGAUAUCCAUGCUACACUUUACACUGGUUCCAAAGCCAUGCACAGCCAAAUUCUUAGUAUAUUCAAUGAAGAUGCUGGAAAAUUCAAACAGUUCUCUGCAGCACAAAAUGUAAAAAUCACCCUUCAAAGGAGAUAUAAAAAUACAUUUUCUGAUAGUUCUCGCCAAAAGCAGUUGGAAAUGUUCCUUGGCAUGAGGCUUUUCAAGCAUCUACCAUCAAUUUCAGUUCAACCUUUAAAUGUCCUUUCCAGACCAUCAGGUUUCUUUCUGAAGCCUGUUGCAAACAUGUAUCCAAGUCCAGAUGGGGGAGCCAGUCUUCUAAGUUUCAAGAGAAAAGACCUAACUUGGGUUUGCCCGCAGGCAGAUGUGGUUGAACUUUUUAUUUAUCUCAGUGAGCCUUGUCAUGUCUGUCAGUUGCUACUCACAGUAUCACAUGGUGCAGAUGAUUCAACUUAUCCAUCAACGGUUGAUGUCAGAGCAGGACGCUAUGUGGAUGGGCUUAAACUGGUUGUAGAGGGUGCUUCCAUACCUCGGUGUGCAAAUGGGACCAAUCUUUCAAUACCAUUACCAGGUCCAAUUAGUGCAGAGGAUAUGGCAAUUACUGGAGCUGGUGCUCGCCUUCAGGAUCAAGUUACAUCUACUACUACCAUGUUGUAUGAUUUUGAAGAAUUGGAGGGAGAAUUGGACUUCCUAACCCGUGUUGUGGCACUUACAUUUUAUCCUGCUGGUUCUGGAAGUCAUCUCAUGACUCUCGGUGAGGUAGAGAUCCUUGGAGUUUCUCUUCAAUGGACUGGAGUAUUUACCAAUAAGGGUCCUGGUGGCAGAUUGAAUGAGCUGGCAAAGGUAUUUCCAAAAGAAAAUGGCUCUCUGUUUACUAGUUCUGACACAAGCCCUUUUUCAGGCUCUUCUUUACCCAAUGAUACUCUCUCUAAGUCCGCUGAAGGCUCUUCUAACAAUUUGGUUGACCUAUUGACGGGAGAGGACAUUUCUUGCUCUGUUUCUCAGCCAAUGUCUGAAAAUGUCACUUGUGAGGGAGGGGACUUGCUUGAUUUCCUUGAUCAAGCUGUUGUUGAAUGUCAUUAUCCUGAAACAGCUAACUCUAAAUCGCUAGAUGCAGGGCCUCAGGAUAGCAGUGCUCAGCAAUACAUUAAUAUUCUAAAGUCGCUUGUGGGACCAUAUAAGGAAAAACUAAACUUCAUAGAAGCAAUGAAACUGGAAAUUGAACGUCUUCAGUUGAAUCUUUCAGCAGCUGAAAGAGAUAGAGCUUUGUUGUCGAUUGGAACUGAUCCUGCUACUAUAAAUCCAAACUUUCUGCUUGAUGAGUCAUACAUGGGGAGAUUAUUCAGAGUUGCGAGCAUCCUUGCAUCACUUGGGCAAGGUGCACUUGAAGACAAGAUUAAUGGUGCAAUUGGCCUAGGGAAUAUUGAUGAUAGUGUACUAGAUUUCUGGAAUGUUACUGGAAUUGGGGAGAGUUGUUCUGGUGGCAUGUGUGAAGUGCGUGCUGAGACCAAGGCAACUGCAUCUGCAACUGCUUUGUCCAAGGUGUCAGCUACAGGAGCUACAAAGUCUAUCUUUUUGUGUUCUAAGUGUGAGAGGAAGGUUUGUAAAACUUGUUGUGCUGGUAGAGGUGCCCUUCUUCUUUCCAAUUAUGGUUCAAGGGAGGCUACAAAUUAUAAUGGUUUGUCUGAUCAGGGUGGUUCAAGGGAGGCUACAAAUUAUAAUGUUGUUUGUAAACAGUGCUGCCAAAAGAUCGUUCUUAAUGCCUUGAUCUUAGACUAUGUCAGGGUUUUGAUUAGCUUACGUAGAAGAGCACGUGCAGAUAGUGCAGCACGUAAAGCUUUGGACCAGGUUAUAGGAUCCUCCUAUUUUUCUCACAGAAAUCAUUCCUCUGGUAGUCAGCAAAAUGCUAAUGCUCUGAAACAAUUAAUUGGUGAGGAGGAAUCACUUGCUGAAUUUCCAUUUGCCAGCUUUUUAUACCCGGUUGAAACAGCACCUGAUUCAGCUCCAAUCUUAUCACUGCUUGUUCCAGUGGAUUCUGAAUCACAGCACUCAUAUUGGAAAGCUCCUCCUAAUACUGCUACAGUUGAAUUGGAUAUUGUCCUUGGCACUCUUUCAGAUGUUAGUGGGGUCAUCUUGCUUGUUAGCCCAUGCGGUUAUUCUGAUUCUGAUGCUCCCACUGUGCAAAUAUGGGCCAGCAAUAAAAUAGAAAGGGAAGGGAAGUCAUGCAUGGGAAAAUGGGAUGUCCAAUCUCUCAUUGCAUCUUCCUCAGAGCUUUAUGGACCAGAAAAAUCAGCUAGAAGGGAUCAGAUACCGCGGCAUAUAAGAUUUACUUUCAGGAAUCCUGUUAGAUGCCGCAUCAUUUGGAUAACACUUCGCCUUCAGAGGCCUGGUUCAAGCUCUGUUAAUUUUGGGAAAGACUUUAAUUUCUUGUCUCUGGAUGAAAACCCUUUUGCACAAGUAAGUAGACGAGCCUCUUUUGGAGGAACUGUUGAAAAUGAGCCUUGUCUCCAUGCAAAACGCAUAUUGGUAGUUGGAAGCCCAGUAAGAGAAGAGUUGGAUCUUACAGCCACACAAAGCAAUGAUCAGUUAAAAUUUAGAAGCCAGUUGGAGCUACCUCUACUGUUAAAUAGGUUCAAGGUUCCAAUUGAGGCUGAAAGGCCAUUAGAUAAUGAACUUGUCUUGGAACAGUAUCUGCCUCCUGCUUCACCAUUACUGGCUGGAUUCCGUCUAGAAGCCUUCACUGCUAUAAAACCUCGAAUUACUCAUUCACCUCCUUCAGGUGCAGAUAUCUGGGACACAUCAAUGACAUUUCUAGAAUAUAGACAUAUCUCUCCACCCAUUCUCUAUAUACAAGUAUCUGCAAUCCAGGAGGGAUACAACAUGGUGACUAUUGCAGAGUACAGAUUGCCAGAGGCAAAGCCGGGAACACAUUUGUACUUUGAUUUCCCGAAACAGAUACAAGCUCGCAGAAUCAGCUUCAAACUACUUGGAGAUGUUGCUGCUUUUACUGAUGAUCCAUCAGAACAGGAUGAUUCCGGCAUUAGAUCAGUGGUUGCAGGAUUGUCUUUAGCAAACAGAGUUAAGUUGUAUUACUAUGCCGAGCCUUUUGAGCUUGGAAAGUGGGCUGCCCUUUCAGCAGUCUGACAGUCAAUUGCAUGGACUUGGAUGGGGUUUGGAUUGAGUUUUUGCAGCUGUACGUUGUUGCUUAUAUAUUCUUUUUUUUUUCUUUUUUUUGUUGAACAUAUUCAUGUUUUUAUGUUGUAUAGUAUUAGAUUGUAUCAAAAUAUUACAUUCAUUGGGGUAGUAACACGUUGUGAGAAAUUGGAUGGUAUCUCUUAAGAAAUUUUGCAAUAACAA
Messenger RNA from Rubroshorea leprosula, 5319 nucleotides. NCBI's taxonomy places the organism in Eukaryota, Viridiplantae, Streptophyta, Magnoliopsida, Malvales, Dipterocarpaceae. The record is from the annotation of a GenBank genome assembly.